Durio zibethinus is the source of this 2481-nucleotide messenger RNA. The record is from RefSeq and is a predicted model, not a curated record. Lineage: Eukaryota; Viridiplantae; Streptophyta; Magnoliopsida; Malvales; Malvaceae.
AAGUCAAGGGAUAACGGCGAUCCUCCCGAUUCUAAAAAACAAAAAAAAUCAACAUUUUCAUCCCUUGACUUUGAAAUUUUUGGUGCAGUUGAAAUUUGUAAAAAUGGACGGUUAGCUGAGGACGUGUGACAACUUGUUACGUUGCCGUAGAGAACAAAUGAAGUGGAAGGAUUUGACCACGCCUGAAAUGCGUGAAAGAUGGGUUCACCUUCACAAUGUUAAAAGCUGAAAGGAAAAUGAUAGUUUUGCACUUUUGCUUGGAUAAAUCAAUUUUCUCAAAGUGAGGUAGAAGCCAAUUAAUCAUUUAGUAGGAUCUUGAAACCUUGAACUUACCAGCAGCGUGAACGGAAACAAGGGACUCAGCAGGUUCUUUCAAGCAAAGAUUAUGGCGGAGAUAGUUUUGGGUCCCCUGCUACAGGUUGUCUUUGAAAAACUAGCCUCUCGGUUCCUGAAAGAGAUUGCUAAUCGUUGUGGGCUCAAGGAUGAAAUCAAGAAGCUUCAACGUGCGUUGCGCACAAUCCAGUCCGUGCUUCAAGAUACAGAAGAGCGGCAAGCUGCAGAUAAAAGUUUGAAGUUGUGGUUAAGUGAGCUUAAAGAGGUAGCUUUUGAUGCUGAUGACUUGCUUGAAGAGUUUGGCCCGGAGGCUAUGAUGCAAGAAAACGACAGUAGCUUGACUGAGCAGGAGAGCAGCAUUGUUCCCUCUUUGAGACCUUUCAUAACAUAUCUUAAAAGGUUGCCUGAAUUAAAGAAGAUUAGGGAGAGACUAGAUGUGUUAUUGGAAGAAAGGUCUAAUUUCAAGCUCAAGAAAAAAGAUGGUGAGAAAGCGAUUAAAAGUGAACAGAGAAGAGAAACUGGUUCUUUUGUGAUUGAAUCUGAAGUUAUAGGGAGGGAAGACGAUAAAGAAAAGAUAGUAGAGAUGUUACUGUUAACCACUGAGAGAAGAGCUAUUGAGUUUGUCUCAGUUAUACCCAUAGUUGGUUUAGGCGGCCUUGGUAAACCCACACUUGCUCAACUAGUCUAUAAUGAUGAAAGGGUGAUAAGAAAUUUUGAACUGAGGACGUGGGUAUGUGUUAAUGAUGAUUUUCAUGUGAGAAAGAUUGCUAGCUUGAUGAUAGAAUCUGCAACCAGGAGAAGAUGUGAAGAUCUCAUGGGGAUGGAUGCUGUUCAGUCUCAACUACGAGACUUAUUAUUCAGGAGAAGAUAUUUGCUUGUAUUAGAUGAUGUAUGGAACGAAGAUGUGGAUGAAUGGGAUAGGCUUAAAAGUUUGCUCAAGUUAGGCGCAGAAGGAAGCAAAGUCAUAGUCACAACAAGAAGUGCAAAGGUUGCAACAAUUAUGGGAACCGUCUGUUCUCACCAUUUGAAAGGUCUGUCCCAUGAUGACUGUUGGGCUUUGUUCAAGCAACGCGCCUUUGCAAAUGAUCAAGAAGACUACCCAAACCUGUUGCCAAUUGGGAAACAAAUAGUGAAAAAAUGUGGGGGUGUUCCUUUAGCAGCAAAGACGCUAGGGAGUCUAAUGCGCUUCAAAAGAAAGCCAGAGGAAUGGCUAUCUGUGCAGGAAAAUGAUCUUUGGAAUGUUUGCGAAACUGAAAAUGGGAUAUCACCAGCCCUACGGUUGAGUUAUAGUCAUUUGCCAUCACAUCUGAAAGGAUGCUUUAUGUACUGCUCAAUCUUUCCUAAGAAUUAUGUUAUCAAGAAAGAGAAGUUAAUCCAUCUUUGGGUUGCGGAAGGCUUAAUUCAAUCAUGUGAAUACCCUAUGAGAGGAACUCGAUCAAGUGAAGAAAGAAAAUCUCCUGAGGACGUUGGGAACGAUUAUUUUAAUGACUUGAUUUGGAUUCAUUUCUUUGAAGAGGUGAAGAAAAACAGUGAUGGUGAUGUAAUAGAGUGUAAAAUGCAUGAUCUUAUUCAUGAUCUUGCAAAAUCUGUUGCUGGAGAAGAGUUUUUCAUAUUUGAAGGUGAUUGCCUACCAAAAAAUCUGCUAGAGUUCGAUACUCGUCUGUGGUUUGCCAUUCUGAAUCAUUUACUAUUCUAGAAGCCUUAUAUGAAGCAAAGAAGUUGUGAACUUUUUUUUUUUUUCCAACGGUGACUCUGGUGAAGUCCCAGCCAAACUGUUUUCAAAUUUUAGGAAACUACGAGUCCUAGAUCUGGGUUAUAGUGGCAUCAAAAGGCUGCAAAGCUCGGUUUCUUGCUUGAAGUAUUUGAGGUACCUCGACCGAUCAAACACCUUUAUCACAACUUUACCAGAAACUAUAUGUAGCCUCUGCAACUUGCAGGUUUUAAACCUUUCAGGUUGCUCUGAUUUAACCAGCCUGCCAAGGAGCUUAGCUAGACUGUGCAUGCUAAGACAUCUGAUUAUAAAUGAUUGUGAAAGGUUAACUUGCUUGCCAGAUUACAUUGGUGCACUAUUUCAACUUCGGACAUUGCCAAUCUUUUUUGUAUCAAAGGAGAGUGAUAACUUUAAGCAGUUGAAGAGACUGCGGCUUA